CGAAGGAAAGAGAUAACCAAUUAUAAAGUGUAUUUUGUAAAAUUAAUGAAAAAAUAUGUAGCGAGAGAGAGGAGACGCGGGCCGGCGGCCGAUUUCGGUGGAGAGCCGCCAGUUUUCAGUUUGGAGCCGAACGUUCAGCGGGAACGUAGAGUUGUUGAUCAGCGCGCGCGCGACCGAGACGAUCAUAGCUGAGGAUCCGCGUAUCGGUUGUUUUCUAAGGUGUGCGCAUCGAUUAGCAUUCUCGGAACGGUUGACAUUUUUUUCACAAGUGUGGGAAGGGAACAUCUUUAAUAAGAAAAAAGAAGAAGACGUGCUGGCAAAGCAGUGUCGUAAGUGUCAGGAAGAAUCGGUGAAGUUCUGAACACCAUGCGGGAGUGACGGAACGUUCCGUUGAAGAAGAAGUGUGUGAAUCUGUCCCAUGAAGCGUGACGAGGAACGUGCUCGCAAGAUGUGGCGGGACAUCAGUGUGGCCGCGAUGCAGCAGCACGGUCCAAACUCGCUGCACCACCACCAUCCUCACCCGCACUACGGAAACGGUGGCGGCAAUGGGGUCAUGGUCGGGCCCGGUGGUCCCGGCCCGAACAACCCCCACUGGAACCAACCCGGCUACCGGAACUCGUACAGUUUGCCCCAUCCGGGUCAAAAUCCCGGCCAAAAUGGCCGCCACUACGCGUCCCAGGGGCCACCGCCGCACUACGAGAUCAAGCCGCUCUCGCAGUCCCCCUCGUUUCAAGAGAUUUCCGCGGCGAAUUACGGCAACGGAAAUUCGCCGUACCCGAUGAAACCCCGGCCGCUGUCCAUGUACGAGAUCGGCAACGGCUCGCCGGUCGGUCAGCUGCACUCGCUACCUCCCAACUUUGUGCCACACCAGCAGAGCAACGGCCACGGCAACGGACGGGCCCCGAACGGGAGGCCCUCGAUGGCGGGACCGCCGCCGCCGCCGCAUCAACACUCCCGCCAGCAGCCGAUGCAGCAGCUUUCCAACGGGCUGCGGCAACAGCCGGAAGAGUUGAAAGUCGACCCGGAACUAAUCUUCACAAAGCAGGAACGAAUCGGCAAGGGAUCCUUCGGCGAAGUGUUCAAGGGCGUCGACAACAGGACACAGCAGGUUGUGGCAAUCAAAAUCAUCGACCUCGAGGAGGCGGAAGAUGAGAUCGAGGACAUCCAGCAGGAAAUCAUGGUGCUAUCACAGUGUGACUCCCCCUUCGUCACCAAGUACUUCGGGUCGUACCUUAAGGGUACCAAGCUAUGGAUCAUCAUGGAGUACCUCGGCGGCGGAUCGGCCCUGGACCUGAUGAAGGCCGGUCUGUUCGAGGAGAUGCACAUCGCCAUCAUCCUGCGGGAGGUGCUCAAGGGUCUGGACUACCUGCACUCCGAGCGGAAGCUGCACCGGGACAUCAAGGCGGCCAACGUGCUCCUGUCCGAGCUCGGCGACGUCAAGCUGGCCGACUUCGGUGUGGCCGGGCAGCUCACCAACACGACCUCCAAGCGGAACACGUUCGUCGGAACGCCCUUCUGGAUGGCCCCGGAGGUCAUCAAGCAGUCCAUGUACGACAGCAAGGCGGACAUCUGGUCGCUCGGCAUCACCGCGAUCGAGCUGGCCAAGGGGGAACCGCCCAACUCGGAGCUGCACCCGAUGCGGGUGCUGUUCCUGAUCCCGAAGAACAACCCGCCCCAGCUCACCGGGAGCUACACCAAGCCAUUCAAAGACUUUGUCGAAGCGUGCCUAAACAAGGAUCCCGAAAAUAGACCCACGGCGAAGGAGCUGCUCAAGUUCCCGUUCAUCAAGAAAGCCAAGAAGAACGCCUACCUGAUCGACCUGAUCGAUCGGUACAAGAAGUGGAAGACGCAAAAGGGCGAGGAAAGCGAAACGGAGUCGGAAAAUUCGGACUCUGAGGAAUCCAAACCGGACAGCGACCUGGACGAGCCGUGGAUCAUGACCGUCAAGGGGCUGCACUUUAACAACUUCAACAAGAACGCGCUGGAGGAUGCGUUGGUGAGUGGCGUGGGCGGAUCGCCGAUCAAACACAACGGCACCAGCAACGCCAACAGCAGUCCCAACAACAUGGGCCUCGGCGGCAUGGGCAUGGGCAACGCUCGGGACCGGGACCGGGAUCGAGAUCGGGACUACAAUUUGAACCAGCAACGGCAAGAGCAACAGCAGCAGCAGCAGCAAAAGUCCAGUCAGUCACGAACACCUACGUCGCCAUCACACCAGCAGCAGCAGCAGCAGACGUCCUCGUCGGCGCUGAUAUCCAGCAGCAACAGCAACUCCAACAGCCGGAAGCAGUCUUCGCAGCAGCAGCAGAUUUUGUCCUCCUCUUCGUCGUCGGAACGGGUUGAUCGGAUUUCCGACCGGGAACCGGUGUCACCACAGAAGGAGCAGGGAUUGGGUAUGGGUCACUAUUCGAGCGAGAGGGCAAGCCUCGACCGGCAGCGGGAGAGCGAGAAGGAACGAGAGCGGGACCGAAUAGAGGCCGAGCGGGAGCGGAAGGAGAGGAGGGAAUCUAAGGUUUCAUCGAACCAUCGAGCUUCGGCCGAGAGCGGCGAGGAGAAGAUCAGCAGUUUGCGGCGAGACCGCGAGUCGUCCAACAGCAGCAACAACAGCCACAACAACAGUCACAGCAGCAACGGCAACUCCAGAAGCAACAUCAACAGCAACAGCAGUAUUACAAAUGUAAAUAACAACUCGAGCGGCAAAAGCCGAACGAGCAACAGCAGCAGCAACACCAACAGCGGCUGCCUCAAGUCGAUCAUCUUCCCCCUGCUGAACGAGAUGCAGCGAAGUUAUUCCAGCGCGAGCAACGCCGAGCUGAGCGACCUGCGGCUCGCCUUCGAGAAGGCCGAACUGACCUGCCCCGGCGUGAACGAUCUGUUCGUGAAGGAGAUCAUCCACAAGCUGGUGCCGGGCUUCUCCGAGACCCGGAUCAAUACGCUUAUAGACAAAGUGACGCGCGAGCCCAAGAGUAAGCGAUAAGCUGCACUAGACCUCAAGAGUUUGCCGUGUGUGUGUAGUGGGUGGUUUUCUUCACAAAAGUAGAUGCUGACCACGUGUGGAGGACGAUCAAACAGCGCAAACAGUACGGAGACGGAGAGUGUUUUUCUUCUUUUAUUUUUACUGUGUUUUUAUUUUAUUUUCGGAGUUAGCUAUCGCAAAAAAGGUUGUAAAUAAUUGUUUUAGUGAAGUGGAAAAAAAAAACAUAUUUUUUGAGAUAUUUAUUUGUUUCCAGCAAAUUAGCCUUUUUAGUCUGAAACACAAACACUGAAACAAAUCACAACAGAGAAUCAAACAGUUUCUCAAAACUGCGUGCAACCAAUUGAUAGCAAUGAAAACGAAUGACAAUAUGUCUAUUUUAGCCCAACACUCAAUCACACUCACACACACACUGUAGCGAAAUCAAGUCGAAAUCUUUCCGUAGAAGUUUCUUCGUAAACAUGGCUUUUGGUUAACUUUCCUUCUGUAAAUAAUUCUGUACAAAUCUUGUUCUGUUUUGUAGGUUUUAAAUUUGUUUUUUCGAAAUUAAUGAUUCCGCGAUCUUCCAAAAAGUACUCAACAAGAGACUUUGCUUUUUCGCUAUCUCUUUGCUGCGUUUUCAAAUUUUCAAAAGCAAACAAAAUACUAUUUUUCAUUUUUUUUUCUUUCACCCCCAAAUUUAGACGAAAUCCUGCUUCAUCGUCAAAGAUGACCGUCCUUUACUAGCGUGCCUCCCCCUUUUAAAUUUAUCAGCUUUUUUUGUUAAUUUGUUUUGUUAUUUUUGCUCGUUAUUCGCUCUUUUCAAGGCAUAGCUCGAUUUCCGUUCUUGCCAAAUCGCUCAACCUCAACAGAUUUGCUUUUUUGCGCCCCUUCUCUUUGUGUCGUUAUUCGCAGAGCGAGAGUGAAAAACGAGAAUCUGUCGGAGAGCGCGCGAAAAUUCUCUCUCACUCUUUUUACUCACCGUUAGCCGUUCGAGUCAUGUUUUUAUUAUUUAUUCACACGCUUAGCAUUUUUUUUUCGUUGUGUUCUCUAAAGCCGCUGCUGAUCGCAAUCAACAUUAUUCACACUCACAAAGACACACACUUCUGAAAAGAGAUUUAGUUGGAGCAGGUCACCCUUACACUCUCACACCAACACACAGGACGAAUGCAAAGAAAGAGAGCAAGAGAGAGAGGUUAGAAAAAGGCAGCCUAGUGCGAGCGUGAGAGAAUGAGAGAGGGCGUGGAAGAGAGAGUUGAAAACAGGUACGAGAAACGGAAGAGAAGAGUAAAACUGUUUAAUUAAUUUAAAAAAAGGAUAAAGUAGCGGAAAAAGAACACCUUCGGUAUGUAUUAUUGACUGUAAACAUAGAAUGUGGAGUAAAGUAGCGG
Messenger RNA from Culex pipiens pallens (northern house mosquito), 4344 nucleotides. RefSeq names its product germinal center kinase 1 (gene GckIII). Gene Ontology annotation, biological process: protein phosphorylation. The record is from RefSeq and is a predicted model, not a curated record. Gene Ontology annotation, molecular function: protein kinase activity; ATP binding. The transcript is spliced from 11 exons. Lineage: Eukaryota; Metazoa; Arthropoda; Insecta; Diptera; Culicidae. Bases 419 to 2977 code for a protein of 852 amino acids.